CUCUUCUACGUGAACAGGUGCAUUGUGGGAAGCAGGCUCUGACGCUGUCUGUUUAUUUUUUUUUAUACCAUUUAACACCAGUUGUUUCUCUAUAACGACGCUGAAAUGCAAAACGCAGUGCACAUUAUUAAGUUAGUGAUUUAAAAGAGUAAUUUAGGUGCGCAGCUGUGAGGACGAGCUGAAACAUGGAGGCUGCUGAAGGCAUCAGCGGUGCUACACCCACGGAGGAGAUGAACGGAGCGGGCAAUUUGAUGGAUUUCCUGGAUGAGCCCUUUCCUGACGUGGGCACGUACGAAGACUUCCACACCAUCGACUGGCUGAGGGAGAAAUCCAGAGACACGGAUCGCCACCGCAAGAUCACCAGUAAGAGCAAAGAGUCCAUCUGGGAGCUGAUCAAGAGCCUGCUGGAUGCCUGGUCAGGCUGGGUGGUGAUGCUGCUGAUCGGGCUGCUCUCAGGUACGCUGGCUGGAGUGAUCGACCUGGCGGUGGACUGGAUGACAGACCUGAAGGAGGGCGUGUGUCUGUCGGCCUUCUGGUACAGCCACGAGCAGUGCUGCUGGACGUCCAACGAGACGACUUUCGACGACCGGGACAAGUGUCCUCAGUGGCAGAAGUGGGCCGAGCUGAUGACGGGUCACGCAGAGGGGGCGGGAGCCUACGUGUUGAACUACUUCCUGUACGUGCUGUGGGCUCUGCUGUUCUCCUUCCUGGCCGUGUCACUGGUGCGAGUAUUCGCUCCGUACGCCUGCGGCUCAGGAAUCCCAGAGAUUAAGACGAUCCUCAGUGGCUUCAUCAUCCGCGGCUACCUGGGGAAAUGGACCCUGCUGAUCAAGACGGUCACGCUGGUUCUGGCGGUGUCGUCGGGGCUCAGCCUGGGGAAGGAGGGCCCACUGGUCCACGUGGCCUGCUGCUGCGGAAACCUCUUCUGUAGCCUCUUCUCCAAGUACAGCAAGAACGAGGGCAAGCGCCGCGAGGUACUGUCAGCCGCAGCAGCAGCUGGAGUGUCGGUGGCCUUUGGAGCGCCCAUCGGAGGAGUCCUGUUCAGCCUGGAAGAGGUCAGUUACUACUUCCCUCUGAAGACUCUGUGGCGUUCGUUCUUCGCCGCCCUGGUCGCCGCCUUCACUCUUCGUUCCAUCAACCCGUUCGGUAACAGCCGCCUGGUGCUGUUCUAUGUGGAGUACCACACGCCGUGGUACAUGGCAGAGCUGGUGCCGUUCAUCCUGCUGGGAGUGUUCGGCGGCCUCUGGGGAACCCUUUUCAUCCGCGCCAACAUCGCCUGGUGCCGGCGGAGGAAGACCACCCAGCUGGGAAAGUAUCCGGUCCUGGAGGUCAUCGCCGUGACGGGUAUCACCGCCGUGCUGGCGUUCCCCAACCCGUACACCCGCCGCAGCACAAGCGAGCUCAUCUCCGAGCUCUUCAACGACUGCGGUGCUCUGGAGUCAUCGCAGCUCUGCGACUAUAUAAACAACCCCAACAUGAGCCGGCCGGUGGACGACAUCCCGGACCGCCCGGCGGGGCCCGGCGUCUACAACGCCCUGUGGCAGCUCGCCCUCGCUCUCGUCUUCAAGAUUGUCAUCACCAUCUUCACAUUCGGCAUGAAGAUCCCAUCCGGUCUCUUCAUUCCUAGCAUGGCAGUUGGAGCGAUUGCAGGACGGAUCGUGGGGAUUGCUGUGGAGCAGAUGGCGUACCACCACCACGACUGGAUCAUUUUCAAGAACUGGUGCCGGCCCGGCGCUGACUGCGUCACACCGGGACUGUACGCCAUGGUGGGCGCUGCCGCCUGUCUGGGCGGGGUGACCAGAAUGACCGUCUCCCUGGUGGUCAUCAUGUUCGAGCUCACUGGCGGUUUAGAGUACAUCGUUCCGCUGAUGGCUGCCGCCGUCACCAGCAAGUGGGUGGCGGACGCCUUCGGGAAGGAAGGCAUCUAUGAGUCACACAUCCAGCUCAACGGCUACCCGUACCUGGACGUCAGGGACGAGUUCACGCACCGAACCCUGGCAACGGACGUGAUGCGGCCCCGCAGGAACGACCCCCCGCUGGCCGUCCUCACACAGGACACGACGACGGUGGAGGACGUGGAGACGCUGAUCAAAGACACAGAUUAUAACGGCUUCCCCGUGGUCGUGUCCAGAGAGUCGGAGAGGCUCAUUGGCUUCGUUCAGCGAAGGGACCUCACCCUCGCCAUCAAAAACGCACGUCAGAAGCAGGACGGCGUGGUGAGCAGCUCGGUGGUCUACUUCACCGAGGACGCCCCUCAGCUGCCAGCCAGCAACCCGCAGCCGCUGAAGCUGCGGCGCAUCCUGAACCUCAGCCCCUUCACCGUCACCGACCACACGCCCAUGGAGACGGUCGUGGACAUCUUCCGCAAGCUCGGCCUCCGCCAGUGUCUCGUCACCAGGAGCGGGCGUCUGCUGGGCAUCAUCACCAAGAAGGACGUGCUGCGACACAUGGCUCAGAUGAUGAACCAGGACCCAGAGUCCAUCAUGUUCAACUAGCUCCAUGUUCCUCCUCCUGCUGACAGGCAAGUCCACCCACAGCAGCUCCACCCACAGCAGCUCCACCCACAGCAGCUCCACGCCAGAACAUUUCAACCCUUCUGUAGUGACCCCAACAGCCGGAACAUUUAAACUGCUAUAAAACGUUAUUAGUCCUCGGCUGAUUCAUGGAGUGAAGUCACAUGUUGCCAACAACUUCUAUGUUCAGAGUACCAGACUCUGGUUAGUGUCAGGAUUAUUUAUCAGUGAAUUUAUUAUUAUUUAUUAGUACUUGGGAUAAAAAAAAACCAGACUGAAAGCAGAAUCUGCAGCGUGCGGUGAAGUCGAAGGGUAGAAAAUAAAUUUCAGACUGAUAAUCUACAUGAACACUGAUAUUUAAAGGACAAAUUCAAGGAAUUCUACAUUAUAACAUGGUCUUAUUAAAACAAAUAAUACACAUUGGGUAUAAAUAUAUUGGCUGUUACACUAAAGUUCACACGCUUUACUUCUCUGUCAGUCUCUGUGUUCUCACCAGACUCCAGAGAAAAAAGUGCAGGUUUUAGGCUGUAGAAACGUAUUGAUAUCAUUCAGUUUUUAAGAGCAUUUUUUGGAUACAGUGAUGCUUAAGCAGCCGUUCCACUUGUGAUUAACAUCAUGUUUAUUGGAGGAAGCACGGCUCCAUGUGAACAGGGAUAUAAAUGUAAACUUAAGCUUAGUAGGAAUAAUAUCUUUUCAGAAUAAGGACAAAAACUGAAAUAUUUUGUGCAUGUGAACGAAGCCACAAAAACUGGACGUAUGGAAACUAAUUUCAGUUAAAAAAAAAAAAAAGUCAUGUCUGAAGAUAAAUGAGGAUAAAAGUUCUCUGGGUAUUUAACCCUCUGGUAUCACUGGGGACAUUUCUGACCAAAUUUGUCAUUUUUUCACUUUUUUUGGCAAUAAUUUUGGCUGUGCAUACUGCAUAUGCCAUGAUUUUUGGAAGAAGGGCGGAAGUUGUUAAAGAGGUUUAUGCAGAAAAAAGUAGAGAAAAAUAAUUUGUAAAGUUUUUAUAGCCUUUUUUUGGAAGUGGCCUUAAAGGGUAGUAAAUUUUACAAAUGCAUCAAAAUCAGUUUGGUUCUUAACCUAAGGACUGUGAUGAAAACAAAUGCCCCAGCCAAAAAGUAUAUUAUAUGGAAAAUAACUACCAUUUUGGGUUUUUUCCCCCAAAAACAUCAGUUACAUCAAAUCAAUCAAAAAAAAAAUCAAAAUUACUUUAUUCAUCAUGUAAUCAAACUGCCAUUUAAAGGGUUAAAAUGCCAAAAAUGUUUAAAAAAUGUUUUGAGCAGGCCGGAAGUUGUUUUAGAGGUUUAUGCAGAAAAAAGGAGAAAAAAAUAUUAAUCUGUAAAGUUUUUACAACGUUUUUUUGGAAGUGGACAUUUUUUUCCUUAAUGGCCUUAAAAGGGCAGUAAAUUAAAGUGAUCCCAGAGGGUUAAAAAGACAAAAACUUCAAACAUACUUACUUGAAGGACAUCUUAUUCUGAUUUUUAUUGUGAUGAAAUGUGUGAAAGGGACCAGCGGUGGGAUUUAAUCUGUUUUUAUUUAAGGCUGGCUGCACUUUGUGUUGUGUUAAUAUUUAUUCAUAUUUAUUCAUGUUGAUUUUUCAACCUGUUUCUGUUUAACACUCGUCUUUUGUUAAUUGAAUUGUGUCAAAAGGUUUUGAAUAGCCUGAAAAUGUGAACAAACUGUAAAACAACGUUAUAAACACUGAUGUGUGAUGAUAAAUCAUUAUGGCUCUGAACUCGUGACCUUUCACAAACAGUCAACAGUUUAAAUCUAAAGUUCACACAGUUUAAGAUACAGUUUCACAGUGAAGUGGCUGCAGAAUCGAUCACCUGCAGGAAUUCAUUUCAUGUAAACACUCUGGAGGAGGGACGGGGUUUG
Messenger RNA from Centropristis striata (black sea bass), 4391 nucleotides. RefSeq names its product chloride channel, voltage-sensitive 4 (gene clcn4). Gene Ontology annotation, cellular component: membrane; synaptic vesicle; early endosome. The coding region runs from base 186 to 2495 and encodes 769 amino acids. The record is from RefSeq and is a predicted model, not a curated record. Gene Ontology annotation, biological process: chloride transport; transmembrane transport. The transcript has 12 exons. Gene Ontology annotation, molecular function: voltage-gated chloride channel activity. NCBI's taxonomy places the organism in Eukaryota, Metazoa, Chordata, Actinopteri, Perciformes, Serranidae.